Molecule: messenger RNA, 531 nt
Organism: Fusarium venenatum
Lineage: Eukaryota; Fungi; Ascomycota; Sordariomycetes; Hypocreales; Nectriaceae
Source: RefSeq, a predicted model, not a curated record
AUGGCGAUUGUCACAACUCACGUCACACUCUCAUGUCGGAAGAGGGAAAUGCCCUCAUUCGAUGGCGUCGCUGGCGCAACCUCCAACAAGAAGCGAAAACGAACAGAAGUUUCCCCUACUGAGCAGCUGAACAACUCUCAAUCGCUUGCCAAGACAUCUCCUUGGUCAGAUCUACCAAGGCAGGCGACAUGUCUUAUUUUAUUCUUUUUUGUCGUAGCAAAGAUGUCCCACGAUACACCAGCCCCUCCACCUCCACCCAAACUGCGCAUCACCAAAGCUCAAAAACGGCCACAACUUGGAUAUGUCGAGACAACAAAAGCUCUUGCGAAAUUGGAUAUACUCGAUUCGGCAACACGAGAAAUUCUCUCAUCGAUCAAUGGGUUUACUGAAAUGGCGGAGGAAAUAGAUUGGAUACUCGAUCUAGGAACACCAGGGGUCUCUCAGCGGGUUACACGAACAAAAGAGAGUUGUCAAAGCUUGAUCGACUUAAUUCAGGAGAAGGUGGCGUUUUUAGAUCAACAAGAGAUGUGA